Cotesia glomerata is the source of this 1196-nucleotide messenger RNA. RefSeq names its product histone deacetylase complex subunit SAP130 (gene Sap130). The transcript has 4 exons. Gene Ontology annotation, biological process: negative regulation of transcription by RNA polymerase II. The annotation marks the transcript as partial. Gene Ontology annotation, cellular component: Sin3-type complex. The record is from RefSeq and is a predicted model, not a curated record. NCBI's taxonomy places the organism in Eukaryota, Metazoa, Arthropoda, Insecta, Hymenoptera, Braconidae.
AGUCAUAAUUCACCAACUCCUCAAUCUGUACCUCAAUCUUCACUAUACACUCAAUAUCGUCAAGGAACUGUUCAGCCAGUGAGGCUUAUCGUCGAGCCGAGUAGCCACGAAGAAAACCAUGGAAAACCGAAUGCUUCUCCACGUCCAAGUAUACUUAGAAAACGUGAUCACGAUAAUUCUCCCGCUAAAGGUGCUGUUAAAAAUUUAGUCCCAAUGUUAACGGCUUUACCUCUAGUGACGGCGCCUCCUAAUUUAAGCCCACCUAUGUCUCCACGACGGGAGCGAGACGGAGCUCGUGACAGCUCGGGCUCAACGACUGUAUCGGCAACCUCUUCGCCGGGGUUGGACGAAGAGCCUGAGCAGUCUAGAAUCCCGAUGAAUCAAACGAUGGAAAUGUCUCCCAGAAAAAAACCACGUAAACAACAGCUAACUGGUAACGAGCUCACCGAGCCGCGGUGCUCCGAAGAAGACAUGCAAUUUAUUAGUGAAGAAAAGUUUAAACGAGAUGCAAGAGAUGGUAUCAAAGAUAGAUUUAGUAUGGAUAAAAAACAAAAUUUAAACUCUCAACAGGAUAGAAAUGUUACGACCUCAACUGUGAUUAAAAAGACACGGCCCACGUCAAGUUUAAUCGAUCCUUCCUGGAAAAAUUGUAGACUAAAUCAUUAUCGAAGACCUAGUGAUGUGAGACCGCGAGAAGAGAGAUUACAGUCUGUUGCUGAUAUAGCUCAACAAAAAUAUGUAUUACAAAGACUUCAUGGUUGGAAAAUUUAUCAAUUGACUGCUCAAAUGGAAGAUUUGGCAGAACUUGAAAAGCAGGUCCAUGAUAAAUUAAAAACAACAUUGUGUAUGCUGGAAUCUCAACAACCGAAACCAAGGCAGGAUGACGACUUGGAGCGGAUUAAUGAAUUAAUCAAAGGAAAUAUGCAGCGUAGUCAUUUAAUAAGUGAGGGUAUGACUGAAGCCAGGUCACAGCUAGUAGCUAUUUUCGAACAUAAAAACGCGGUUAAUAAAAUUAUCCAAUGUUUCGGUAAUAAAAGAGCUCAGAAGAAACGAGAAAAACAAUAAAUAAAUGAAUCCAACAUUGUUGAUUUGCUGUUAACACAGCAAUAAAGUAUAAAUCAAAUAACUGUAUAGAAUAAUUAUUAUAUUAACAAGAUUUAAAAAAUAUUAAACAUUUUUCUAAUUUGUCAAAAAUA